GGUCAUGCAGCCGUUCAGGCUGCCUGAAGAUUAGGAAACUGUUCAAACAUCAGAUCGCCGGCAGGCGUCUCAGUCCGGGCCUGUGCAAGGAGCACGCUGGGAGCGCUUUGGUGUCCUAGCUGAGGGCGAGAUUGGGAACCAGGAAAGCCACCCGCGCGUGCGGCAGCGGGUGCCAGGCUGGCUGAAAGACCCUUCAGCUGCGAUCGUGCCCCCGUGGUGGGACGUGUGCACUAGGCUCUAGGUACGGGCAGGACACGUGCUCUGGGCCCCCCGGGUCCUCUCGUGCCCAACCGCAACCACGGAAUCCUCUCCAGAGUUCUAGAGAGACGUUAGCGCCGGGCAGGGGCUUUGCUAAUUGCAGGAAGUGAACACGAGGAAGAAGUGGCAGAGAUCAAGAAGAGGAGGGGAGGAGGAGCAGCAGCCCGACUGCAGAGCUGUAGAGUCGCGCACUGCCACAGCGGAGGUUGAAGCUCGGCGAUCCUCCUGUUCUCUGGGGUCCCAGAGGCUGCUCAGCCCCGCUCAGCUCAGACACUCGUCUGUCCUCUCCCGGUCUUCAUGGCUUCUCCGGAUGACCCUCUGCGCUCAGAUCACAUGGCCAAGGAGCCAGUGGAGGACACAGACCCCAGCACUUUAUCCUUCGCCAUGUCAGACAAGUAUCCCAUUCAAGACACCGGCCUCCCUAAAGCCAAGGAGUGUGAUUCAGUCGUUUCCAACUGUCCACCAAAUUCUGAUGAUCAACAUCAGGAAGAAGAAAAUGACUUUCCAGACAGCACUGGAGAUCCCCUUUCAGGUGUCAGCAGAAACCGGCCAUGCAAGGAAGGCUGCUCGUGCCCCUCCUGUUCACCCCGGGUCCCCACCAUCAGCGACUUGCUCAAUGAUCAGGACUUGCUGGAUGUGAUCAGGAUAAAGCUGGAUCCGUGCCACCCGACCGUGAAGAACUGGAGGAAUUUUGCCAGCAAGUGGGGCAUGCCCUAUGAUGAACUGUGCUUCCUGGAACAGAGGCCCCAGAGCCCCACGCUGGAGUUCUUGUUCCGAAACAGCCAGAGGACUGUGGUCCAGCUGAUGGAGCUCUGCCGACUUUACCACAGGGCUGACGUGGAGAAGAUCCUGCGCAGGUGGGUGGAUGAGGAGUGGCCCCACCGGGGACCCUCGGACAGUUCCAUGCACUUCUAGGAUCCC
Alexandromys fortis (reed vole) is the source of this 1179-nucleotide messenger RNA. It is a transcript of the gene Edaradd, whose product is annotated as EDAR associated via death domain. The record is from RefSeq and is a predicted model, not a curated record. Gene Ontology annotation, molecular function: protein binding. The transcript has 6 exons. Lineage: Eukaryota; Metazoa; Chordata; Mammalia; Rodentia; Cricetidae. The coding region runs from base 556 to 1173 and encodes 205 amino acids. Gene Ontology annotation, biological process: signal transduction.